Messenger RNA from Miniopterus natalensis, 1388 nucleotides. Lineage: Eukaryota; Metazoa; Chordata; Mammalia; Chiroptera; Miniopteridae. The record is from RefSeq and is a predicted model, not a curated record.
AUGGGGCCUAUCAGCAAGUGGGGGACUCUGGAAUUACUGCCCCUUGGAGUGUGGCCGGUGGCCUUCAGACACCUCUGCCUGCUGCCAAGACCGAGGAUCGGCGUGGCCAUCGGCAACCAAAUCCUGGACCUCAGUGUCAUUAAGCACCUCUUCACUGGACCUGUCCUGUCCAAACACCAGGAUGUCUUUGAUCAGCCAACUCUCAACAGCUUCAUGGGCCUGGGUCAGGCUGCCUGGAAGGAGGCGAGAGCUUUCUUGCAGAAUUUGCUGUCUGCCAGUCAUGCCAGGCUCAGAGAUGACACUGAGCUUCGGAAUCGUGCUUUCGUGUCCCAGGCUUCUGCCACGAUGCACCUUCCAGCUGCCAUUGGUGACUACACAGACUUCUACUCCUCCCGGCAGCAUGCCACAAAUGUCGGGAUCAUGUUCAGGGGCAAGGAGAACUCGUUGAUGCCCAAUUGGUUGCAUCUGCCGGUGGGCUACCACGGCCGUGCCUCUUCCAUCGUGGUAUCUGGCACCCCGAUCCGAAGGCCUAUGGGACAGAUGAGACCCGAUGACUCUAAGCCGCCUGUGUAUGGUGCCUGCAAACUCCUGGACAUAGAGUUGGAAAUGGCUUUCUUUGUAGGGCCGGGGAACAAACUUGGGGAGCCGAUCCCCAUUUCCAAGGCCCACGAGCAUAUUUUCGGGAUGGUCCUCAUGAACGACUGGAGUGCUCGAGACAUUCAGAAGUGGGAGUACGUCCCUCUCGGGCCAUUCCUGGGAAAAAGUUUCGGAACCACCAUCUCUCCAUGGGUGGUGCCCAUGGACGCCCUCAUGCCCUUUGUGAUGCCCAACCCAGAGCAGGACCCCAAGCCCCUGCCAUACCUCCGCCAUGACCAGCCCUACACAUUCGACAUCAACCUCUUUGUCGCCCUGAAAGGAGAAGGAAUGAGCCAGGCAGCGACCAUAUGCAAGUCCAAUUUUAAGUACAUGUACUGGACGAUGCUGCAGCAGCUCACUCAUCACUCUGUCAAUGGCUGCAACCUGCAGCCUGGGGACCUGCUGGCUUCUGGAACCAUCAGCGGGCCGGAGCCAGAAAGCUUUGGCUCCAUGUUGGAGCUGUCGUGGAGGGGGACCCAGGCCAUCGAACUAGGGAAUGGACAGACCAGGAAGUUCCUGCUGGAUGGAGAUGAAGUUGUCAUAACAGGACACUGCCAGGGGAAUGGCUACCGAGUCGGCUUCGGCCAGUGUGCUGGAAAAGUGCUGCCCUCUCUCUCGCCGGCAUGAGGUUCUCUCUGGCUGGUGUCCUGGAAACAAAGGGCUGGGACCCCCCACCUGUGUCCGGAAACCAGGCCCCCUGUGGCUGGUGGCCGGUUCCUCCUUCAGUAACAAUAAAGCCUCUGUGUUCUGUG